Messenger RNA from Octopus sinensis (East Asian common octopus), 8540 nucleotides. RefSeq names its product protein unc-79 homolog. The record is from RefSeq and is a predicted model, not a curated record. Lineage: Eukaryota; Metazoa; Mollusca; Cephalopoda; Octopoda; Octopodidae. The transcript is spliced from 51 exons. Gene Ontology annotation, molecular function: protein binding.
CAAUGCAUUCAGCACCGACCAAAUCCGAAGACAUAUACACAAACACAUCAAGCACUCACGUAUAAUAAUAUAGGUCGGUAAUUGGUCAGAAGCGUAGAAACGGUGCUGCCAGUCGAAUCUGCUUUGGUUUCUAGUAUCAUUCGUUUUGGUGUCUUUCCUGUAGAUAUAACCUAAUCAGAUAUUCAUUUUGGAGGUUAAAAUUCCAAAUAUCUAACCAGGAAGUUUUUUUUUUUUUUCAAAGUAUUUUUUUUAAAAAAAGCAGAAAAAGGAAGAGGGGAAAACGUUAGAAAAGAUACAGAUUUCUUCACGGUAACCAUAACAAGAUGGAUUACGUUUUUCAAGCCUGGAUACCAAACUUUUCUUCAAACAGUCUGUUUUGUAGACUACGCAAAAUACUUCCUGGUACUAAUAGGAAACAAAUGAUGCCGACUUCUUGAGAUACAGCACAGCUUUAACACCGUGGAACUGUUGCACUGUUGCCAAACUUCAAAAUGGCUACGAGAGCAGCCACUUUCACAUCAAAAAUUCAGACUUUACAAGAGUACCAAAAUCGCAUUAGGAAUGACAUGCUGCCUGAACAAAGCGGAGUGGAUAUAGUUAACACUUUGAAGUACUUUUCACAGACGUUACUUAGCGUACUUAAAGACGUUCCUGAUAUCCCGUCUGAUAGCUAUGGCCCACGUCAAAGAGACAGUGUCCGCUUGUCUGUCUUCCCAAAUUUGAAUUACUCUGGCUUGUAUGAAGCAGUUCUGAAUAUAAUUGAUAUAGUUCCUCAGCUGCUUGUCAAACAACACGAUCUUGGUGAAGCAAUAUCGAAUGUUCUUGGAUGUUUGGUGCCAUUUCUAGAGCAUGAAUUGCUCAAUGCCCUUCCUUACACUGUAGCAUCGACUCUGGCAAUUUUCCCACCUUCUUUACACAAAGAUACAAUUGACCUCCUCUGCAGCAGUCUUCUUCCUAUGACAUUGGGCACUUUUGGUCAUGAUGAACCCACGUAUGCAAGUGAAUCAGCAGCUGCUAUCAUUACGAUAGUCUUCCAACACACUGAAAAUAGCAUGUUUCAUUCUCAAAUUCUGGAAUUCUUUAUGAGUAUGAAAAGAGAAGUAGUUAAGGACCUGCUCAGUGUUAUUGCAUAUGGACCCCCUUCUGCAAGGGCCCCAGCUGCUAAUUUACUGUUCUACUACUGGCCCCAAUUAAACCCAUCACAUUCAGAAAGACGUGGAAUUCACUACAAAUAUCAACCAUGGCCACGUGUUCUGUGUCAACGAGAAAACUGCGUAAACUCAGGAAAGUGUCAAGCUGUCAAGAUGUGUCCAAACCCUGCUCUUGCAAUUCAGUCAAGGGACAAACCACCCCCACUAUAUGUCUGUAGUGACUGUGCAGAACCACUUCAGAGAGUACAUGAUGAGUACAUGGUUGAUAUACUGCUUCCAAUGUCUCAUGUACCAACGACCUGCGAGAACAAGAAUUGCCGUUCAAGCAAUGCCAUUGCCGUGUGUACCUGUUUUAAUAUCAACUGUGCUAGUCAGAAUGGUAACCGACCAAUCAGGUACUGUCAAAACUGUCACAUGGUACGCCACAGCAGUGAAACUGGACAGAGACAUAUCUUCCAUGAAAGCAUUCCAGAAAUCUGGCAUUGUGAUCGAGAGAUGCAGCGUUAUUUAAUCGAUGCUAUUGUAAGUCUACUCAAAGAAGCACAACCCCUGCAAUCAAAACGAGUUGUUGAAAUGGGUGAAGAACACUUCUAUCAAGUUCCCGAGGAAGACGACUUCUAUGAUGAAGGCGGCACUGACCGGAAGCUGUUGAGCCGCUACGGUAUUUGGCUGCUAGUUGAACUUUGCAAACCCAAAGAAGACAUUUCAAUUGAAAUCCUUGGUCGUCUCCUAAGUAUGCUAUUCCAGUGGUUUGAUGCCACAGCCUAUUUAACUGAUGAUAAUGCUGGAAGUGCUCUUGAACGUUUGAAACCCGAGUACAUUUCAAAAUGGCUUCAGAAAGUUGCUAAAUCUCAUUUUGAAGUAAUAGUGUCCUGCUUGCUCCCCCAUCCUGUUGAAUAUGCUCGAGUGGGAGGUUACUGGGACACAAUAACAACACGUACAACUCAGAUAAAAGAAGGAUUGAACUGCUUUUUUUGCUUAGUACCCUAUGACAUUAUUACGUUUGAGAUAUGGGAUUAUGUGAUGCCCUAUUGGCUUGAGGCAAUUCGUACUGAAGUCCCUUUGGAUGAAUUGAAUGAAUUAAAAGUCCUUUUAAACAAAGCAUUUGACAUUGACAUGUGCCCUUUACCAUUCACAUUGGAACGUAUGUACCACUUUGUGUCUGAAAGAUUCCAUGAUGGCAGUGCUUAUGUUCAAGAACAAUCACUACAAUGGCUUCAGGUAUUGUCUUCCUUGGACAUCAUUAUUCCGAUUCAUCUGCUCCUGAAAAUGUUCAAAAAUGGUGUAGAAUUCCUUCAUCGUUCUGAUCCUUCUAAAGCAUCCUCUGGAAGAGACCUGGCCUCUCAGUCACUACUGUCACCUGCUUCCCCUGUCGAAGAAUACUUACCCCAAUUUAGUCCUGAGAGGUCCAAAACCAUGAAUGAGACUGUUGACUUAUUCGAACGAGAGACAGAAUUGCAUCUACCCUGCUUCCUUAUGAUGUUAGACAUUCUCUUGAAACAGCUGGAAUUACAAGAAACUCCACGAAAUCUAGGAAUUUAUAAUGAGACAAGUCAACAGCUGAUGCAUCUCCUGUCAACAACCCUCGAUGGGCCAUGGGAUGGCACACAUACAUGCAGCGAGGAACACCAGUCUAUCAACUGCCUCUACUGUCAGAAUAUUGCCAUGUGGUAUCAAAUGUCUUCAAAGAUAUUGCACUACAUAUGCCCACGUGAUGUUGCUAAGAUCCCUGCAAAAGAGUUACCCAAGCUUGAUAAUCUAUCAUCUGUGUCUACAGCGCAUUCGAAAGCAAGCGAUUCUAGUAGCAGCAGUGGUCAAGAAAAAAUGGCACCACACCUCCAAGAGAGCCCGAAAUAUGACUUUUUUAUAGCAGGCAUGCCAAUUUAUUUGCAACUCUACAAUUCACUGUUACAGGGUUUGUGCUCUGACCCGGAUGUGGAUGUCUGCUUUUAUUUGUUAACAAGUCUCAAGUAUUUAGUCCUUCAUGGUGAAACAUUAAACUACAGUGUUCAAACACAUCAAGACUUUGUUAAAUAUUCCCUCAGCAAGAAAUUAAUGCCAGUUCUGUGGAAGAUGAUGCAAGCAGAACAUUCUCAGCUGGCAUCCAUUUGUGUGCCAUUCCUUUUACACACACUCACUUUACCCACCGGUGCUGAUAUACUCUGGCAUAUGGUAGAAAAUGAUUUUGGAUCAGAUGACUGGAAAGUACGUUUUGCUGCAGUUGAAAAAGUUGUGGUGAUUUGUCGUCUGUUAGAUGUUGACUCUAUACAUAACAAUCAAGUUGUGCAGACUGCUCUCUCCCAUGCAUUCUGCUACCUUGUUGGUUCUCUAGAAGACAUGAACACUGCUGUUUCUCAAAGAACAAUUAUUUAUUUGGAAACCAUUAAGCCAUGGCUAUUAAAGUAAUGCCUAAUUCAGUGUUUGGAAUUUCAAUUUGAUACAGUGAUUAGUGAUCGCACUAUGAUUUUACACAGGAUGUAUCUCCUCUCCAGCAUUCUACCUGAUCAGCCCAUCCUCACCUGGAAUUUCUUCCUCUCUCGUUUUGACACCUUAUCACUAGAAGCUCAACUAGACCUUGAAAAUACUGGAAACAUAAGCUACCCUACAGAUUUAACUAGUAGUGACCGUGAAAGUGAGCACUUCCUUCGGAAACUGAACCGCGCUCGGUUUGCAUUGGCCAGAACUGACAGCAUUCGGUCAGUUAGUGAAAGUCUAAAGAACAAACCUCCAUACCGAAGAGCCGUGUCAGUGCCUCUUCACCUUGUUACCAGAACAGCACCACCGAAAGAAUCCUUAUACACAUCUCAAUCCUGCACCGUAUUGCAUGAGGUUUUGGCUGGGGUCUUCGCAACUGGAUGCCCCUUUUAUUGCCAACCACUAUUUCUUCACUAUAAGGAAAAAUCUUGCAUCAGACAACAGUCAGCCCCACAGUUUAGCUUGGGACGGCGCAUGACUGCCAAAUUUGGUUUAGGUACUUUUACAAAUUACGUAUUUGCUGGAGGUGGAAAUCUACGAGAAUUUACCGAUGAAGAAAGCAAUUUUACUGAACUACUUCAAAAAGCAAUGGAUUUAGAAGGAGUUGAUAGAGACACAAUACAUCAACUUGUUGCUUUACUCAUGAAGUUUAUGGCAAAAAUAGAAGACGAAGAUAUUGCUGGUUACUGUUGUCCAGGUAAACCCCAGAGCAUCGUUCUCCGGCAUCUUAAUGUCUUGUUAGGAUAUAAUCAAACAGAACAAACCUUUAGUGUUCCACCAUAUAAACUGAGAUCCUCAGCUGUUUUUAAUGCUUUCAUCAGUGGAGUACCUUAUAUCCUAGAUCGGAAUUUUGCCCUUGGAAACAUGAUAUUACCAAUUACAUUAAUGGUCCUGAAAUACUCUCCCUCACCACAGCGCUAUGCCAGUGACUAUCAACCUCCCAAUUAUACUUUGUGGUUCCUAGAACCAUGUGUGAGACAUUCUUGGCUAAUGGCUUUCCUAGUGGUCCUCUAUAAGUACCAAGUCAAUGCCAACAGUGCAACAACAGAAAUAGUUCAAAUUCUGAUAAGAAUUGUAAUCAACACAAUUGAAGCUCAACAUCACAAAUGUAAAAAAGGAGAAGAGGGUUUUACUCCACCAAUACCGCAGUUUCAUAGAAGUAGAGAUGCCAGUAAAGUUUCUGCAAGUGAUUUGGAGAAUAUUCAAGAAACGGAAACUCCUCCUCAAAGCCCCACCUAUCAGAAGGAAGAGAGUGGAGGCGGUUACAAAGUGAGCAACCUUCACAUCAAAAUGACAUCUCCUGUGAAAGACAGCAUUGUUCAUUACACAAAGAACAAGCAUACAGUGAAGAAAGUGAUUCCAGAAGGCCCUAUGUCGGAUACAGAUUCAACACCGACACACAGCAGCAGUAAUAAGAAAGAUCAAAAGAAAGCAGCGAAACACAACCGCUUCAGUCGACAAGGAGGGAGACAUGGUGCAGCAAAUGAAGUGGAUGUUAGAUCAUCAACCUCUCCUGCCCAGUCUCCAGAUGAUAAUGAUGACUUCAAGCAUAGUAUAGUACCACUGCGUGAUGUGACUGAUGAUGCCACUGCUGGUACCACUACAACUACAUCAACUGCUACUAGUGCUAGUAGUAGUAGCACUGCUGCUACUGCUAAUACAGCUGCUGGUAGUGGUGAAGCAACAUCCUCUCCUACUACUGCAGUAGAGAAGAAGAUGGCCCAGCAAAUUCAGGAAUUCGAACAGCAGAACGAAGUUCAAAAGCACCCAGCAGCUGCCCCAACACUGUCCAGUAGCACCACUACUGAUGGCAAUAGUGGCCGUGAUGGUACCACUACUUCAGAGUGGAGUCGUGACCAAGCACUGUCAGAAGUAGACAGCACUGAGGACAGUGAAAAGGGGCAGACAUCGGAUGCUGAAUCCGAGAAGCAUCACACAGCAACUGAUUCAGGAGAUGCUGCAUUAGAUGAAAAUAAAGAAGAUUCUCAAGGCACGUUGUUUUCUCGAGACUUUCUAUUCAAACCAAAUUACAGACAACGCAAAGCCAGAAAAACUGGUCUUACUACUGUGGAACUUCAAAAGAUAUUUCCUGAGCUUUCAGAAAAUGCACCGUCUCAAGCCGUUGAAGGUUCUGGAAGAACCAGCCAAAGAACUCGUCGUAGUGAAUUACUAAACAAAAGUCAACAAAAGAAAACACAUCAGCGCCCACAAUUCAAUCGCUAUGGAGAUACAGUAAUGGUUGAUAGAUGUCCAGAAUGCCAUGUUAUACUGGAACAAUAUGAUGAAGAAACCAUUGGGCUGUGCAUUCUGGUAUUAUCAGCUUUUAUAUACAGGGAGCCCUCACUGGCAAUGCCCACAAUGCUGGACAGCCUCCAGUGUGUAGCAAAGAUUGCUUCUUCUAAUUCAUAUCCCUGGCAAGUUGACAGUACUUUAAUGGCACCUGGCAAUUGUGUAAGUAUUGCCAGACAGUUCAUGAGGUGUUGUUUACACCACCUUGCCCCGAAUGGAAUUUUUCCAGUACUUUUCCAAAGUAAUUUAGAAGAUACAAACUUUUGGAAGACGAUGGCAUCUGCUCUUAUUGACUUUAAUGAACUCACAUGCCAUACACCGAUGCAGCUUCUUCUGGAGGGCUUAAACAACAAAAAAACACUUCCAUCUGAGAACAUCAUGCUACUUCUGAGUAAUUUGGCCACUUACCUAAACUGCAUCCCAUUGGAAACUUCCUCCCCACUAUGGCCUAACAUUCUCACUCAAUUUGAGAUUUUUUUCCGUCAUCUUCCUCUAGUUUUGCCAAAUCCAUGUGAUACUACUUCUAUUUUACGCAUUAUGAUUUCCAUUUUAAAAAUCCCUGGAAUUACAAAUGUCCGGGGAAUCCUUGAACCAUUUUCAAAAGUGAUGAGUUUUACCAUCCAGAAUUGUUCAUUUAAACUUCAGCAGAUUAUCGACAUAUGUUCCCUGUGCAGCCGUACAAUGGGGAAGGAAAGGGACAAACUGUUCCUCACACGGACUGUGAUCUUGGAAUUGGUGCAAGCUCUCAAGUUCAAACAGAGUUUACCAGAUGAAAAUUUGUUGUCACUAGUUCAAUUUGUUGUUCUGGAUGCUGGUGGUACAAUCUGCCCUUCAAACAUUGUAAACAAUGAUGUAUGUAUGUUAUUCAAGUCCCAAUCGCAAAUGUUAACCAGUACCUGCGUAGCUGACUGCAUGAAACAAUACCUCAAUGACUGUGUAGAGUUCAUCUCAGACUUACACACCCUUACAAAAGUCAAGAGUACUAUGAAAGGAGGUGCACUAAAUGAAGACACACUUGGUAGCCAGUUAAAGUCUGGCAUUGCACAGUACAUCGCACUGGAAAUUACCAAAAGCAAUGGCCGAGAAAACAAGGCCAUUGCACGCUACCUUCCUUGGCUUUAUCAUCCACCGUCAGCUAUGCAACAAGGACCAAAAGAAUUCAUAGACUGUGUAAGUCAUAUUCGUUUAUUAAGUUGGAUCCUAAUUGGAUCUUUAACCCAUACAGCAGUUACAGAAGGAUCUGAAUCUAUUUACUGCCUCCCCGUACCAUUAGAUGCUGGCUCACACAUCGCUGAACACAUUAUGGUCAUUUUAACUGGUUUUGCAGAUUAUUCUAAGACUUCAGUGCUACAUAUGUCUUCCCUAUUCCAUGCUUUUAUUUUAUGUCAAUUGUGGACAAUGUAUUGUGAAUCAGCCGCUGCGCACCAUCCAGCAAACAGCGAACAACAUCAAACCGCAUCAGACAACGUAAUGGACUUCUGGGCUCGUGUUACACCUGGCGUCUUGCAACUUCUCUCACAUUCUAAAGUGUUAGCUGAAAGAGUCAACCUACAUUUCUUAAGACUAAUGGAAGCACUGCAAGAAUGCAAUUCUUCAGUUCUUGCCAAAUUAUUUCCUAUGUGGACUGCCAUUCUAUAUGCUUACCAUGCACAACUUCCUGCUCAUUUACAAGUACGGCUGCAAGCUUGCCAAAACUGGGAACCACCACUCCAGACCAAGGAACAGACAUCUGCCAGCGUCUCCAUCCUGAUGAACUGGCUGAAGAGGAUCCAAUUCAAACUUGGGCAAACAGAGGUCCAGUCAGCUGCUGCCACACAGUUCUAUACUGUUUAGAACACAACCCAUGUAUUUCUUAGUAGGCUGUGACUCAUUGUUGUGUAGCUAAUACCCCUAAAUAGUACAUGUAGAUAAUCAUUCCAUCAAGAAACAAGUGGCAGUAGAGAAGAUGGUGAGAGUUUCGGGCAGGGGCACGUUUAACAUGUUGCUCUUGGUAUGGUUUUGUUGAGAUAUUCUUAUUUAUUGUUAAUUGUUACAAGCCACCUUCUGUUAGCGUUUAUGCAAGUAUAUUUUGAUUUCUGAGAAAUUCUCAGGGUUAGAAAGAGAAUUGAAAAAAAAAAAAAAAUGCAAUUAACCCUUUAGCAUUUAAAGUGUUCAUAUCUAACACAAAUGUUCUUGAUUCAUGUUCAAACAGGCCAGAUCCAGCCUUUCACACCUACUCUACAAUGUCAUUCUAAAAACAAGCACUCAAAUCAUUGAAAUCUCAAAGCUACAAGAUAACACAUGAUUAAUUCAAGGACAAUAUGAAUAUACAAGCAUUAUAUUUGACAAAGUGAUCUAAAUGCUGAAGGGUUAUUAAAGAAUAUUAUAUUGUUGAAUUUUUUUUUGGAAGUGACUCAGUGGUUAAUGGGUUUGGGUCCACAGAGUCUCUACAGCUGGUUGUUUCAAACUGUUGGUGUUGUUCCACACCCCUUGAUGAGGGGCAAGACUCCCUCUCUCAUCAUUCACUUUACACAUCUCAUCCAACCUUAGGCUGUAUAAUAACCACUUUAUGACUCCCACUUUAUAACUGAGUGGUUGAUGUUAGCGAGCACGUUUAACUCAAAAAUAAAAUAAAAUAAAAUAAAA